AUGGAACCAUGGAGCAUGUUGAUGGCAGCAAUAGUGGCUCUUUUGAGCUACCUCAUCGUCCAGACGAUCUAUCGUCUCUAUUUCCAUCCCCUGAGCAAGUUUCCCGGGCCUAAGAUUGCAGCUAUCGGUCGCUUUUACGAGUUCUACUUCAACGUGAUCAAGGGAGGCAUGUACAUCUGGGAGAUACAGCGCAUGCAUGAAAAAUACGGCCCAAUCGUACGAAUUAACCACCGAGAGCUUCAUAUCAAAGAUCCCCAUUACUAUGACGAGAUAUAUAGCUCUCGCAAACAGGAAAAAGACUACUACGCCGUCUCUGCAUUUGGCAUGACUCUGUCUAUGGUUACAACUCUCGACCAUGAUCUUCAUCGCUUCCGCCGGGGUAUCUUGAAUAGCUUCUUCUCCAAACGAGCGGUCGUUAGUCUCGAGCCCCUGAUCCUGGAAAAAGUGCGUCGUGUAGCUGAGCGCCUCGAAGAAGCCUUCGAGGAAAAUGCCGUGGUUCCGUUCGAUAAACUGUUCGCCGCAUUGACCGCAGAUGUUAUCUCCAAAUACGCAUAUGGGCAAAGCCUGGGCUGCCUGGAGAGUAAAGAGCUGAAGAAUGGCUUCAGGGAUUUUGGAAACGUUGCUGGCAAUUUAUCCCAUAUCAGCACAUUCUUCCCUAACAUGAUGGCUAUGCUCAAGGCUCUACCUGAAGGAGUAUUGCAGGCGAUGCAGCCGCAGGCCGCAGGUUUUUUUGCAGUGAAGAAGCUCGUCAACGACCAAGCUAUAGCUACGCUCAGUGAGGCUAGUCAACCAGGAUAUAAGGCGCCAGAGGGAGCUGAUAAGACAAUCUUUCACGCACUCUGUGACCCUGCAGUGCCAGCGAAGGAGAAGGAGCUCAAUAGAGUAUCAGAGGAGGCAUUGGCUGUUCUUGGUGCAGGUACAGAAACGACAGCAAGAGUGUUGACCGUGGGCACAUUUUAUCUAUACCACGAUAAAUCCGUGUUGUAUAGGCUGCGUGAGGAGCUGAAGGAGGUGAUGCCCAAACCGGAUAGCAGUAUCACCUGGACACAGUUAGAACAACUGCCAUAUCUUGUAAGCUUCGGGUCUCUUUAUGAUCGAUGCCAUCUAGCGAUAUCACUAACGGAGAGUCGCAUACAGAAUGCUUUUGUCAGCGAGUCACUUCGAGUGUCUCACACACUGAUCAUGCGGCUCCCGCGAAUCGCGCGGGACCACAGUUUGGCGUAUAAGGAAUUUGUGAUUCCACCAGGUACACCAGUUAGCCAGUCAUCAUACUUCGUUCAUACGGACCCAACUAUAUUCCCCGACCCUGAAAAAUUCGAUCCUGAACGUUGGAUUCAAGCCACGGAAAAAGCAUACGCAGAGUUAUAUCUCAUGUUUGCCGUCAUGGCUCGCAGGUUCGAUAUGGAAUUGCAUGAAACCACGAUUGAGAAUAUUCGGGUGGGGAGGGAAUUUGGUAUUGGCUUGCCGAAGCAUAAGAAUGUAGUUCAGGGUCAUGCCAGGGUAACGCAUAUUGUGGCCGAGUGA
Microsporum canis CBS 113480 is the source of this 1524-nucleotide messenger RNA. RefSeq names its product benzoate 4-monooxygenase cytochrome P450. Gene Ontology annotation, molecular function: oxidoreductase activity, acting on paired donors, with incorporation or reduction of molecular oxygen; monooxygenase activity; iron ion binding. The record is from RefSeq and is a predicted model, not a curated record. The transcript is spliced from 4 exons. NCBI's taxonomy places the organism in Eukaryota, Fungi, Ascomycota, Eurotiomycetes, Onygenales, Arthrodermataceae. Bases 1 to 1524 code for a protein of 507 amino acids.